This is a messenger RNA of Centropristis striata (black sea bass), 1624 nucleotides long. RefSeq names its product polymerase (DNA-directed), delta 3, accessory subunit (gene pold3). Gene Ontology annotation, cellular component: delta DNA polymerase complex; nucleus. The transcript has 12 exons. Gene Ontology annotation, biological process: DNA replication; nucleotide-excision repair, DNA gap filling; DNA strand elongation involved in DNA replication. NCBI's taxonomy places the organism in Eukaryota, Metazoa, Chordata, Actinopteri, Perciformes, Serranidae. The record is from RefSeq and is a predicted model, not a curated record. Gene Ontology annotation, molecular function: DNA-directed DNA polymerase activity. Bases 100 to 1443 code for a protein of 447 amino acids.
AACAGACAUGUGACACUAAACAGGAAGUAAAUAAACCGCCUUCCCGCGCAGUCAAAUCGGCUAAACGAGACGGCAGCUUUCACGGAUAAUCAAACAAAAAUGGACGAGCUUUAUUUGGAUAACAUUGACGAAUUCGUCAACGACCACGAUAAGAUUGUGACCUAUAAAUGGCUCAGUCUAACUCUCGGAGUUCAUGUCAACACAGCCAAACAAAUGCUCUACCAUUAUUUGGAUCACAAGAGGAAGGAAAGUUCAGCUCAGAUCCAUGCCACCUAUCUGGUGUCAGGAAAGUUUGUGGACAAUGGCCAAACGUGUCACAAGGUGUCAGUUGUCAAAGAGGACCAGUUGGAAGAUUUCAAAUCCAAGUUGAGCCUCCUAGUCAGUGUUCACGUCUACAGCGUCCAGAAAGCUUUACUGAAAGACAGCGGGCCUCUCUACAGCGUUGACUAUGAUGCUGUGAAAGACAAUCUAAAGAACUGCAGCAGAUACAGUGCGAUCCGCUGUGCCAGUGCUGUGCCCAUGUCUUCUAUGGAGCUGCAGCAGACGAGAGAAGUCCAGCGAGCUGUUACACCAGAGCCAGAAAUCAAAAAAUCUGGCAUGAAUGGAGGUUCAAAUCUGACUUCAAAACCUUCCACCAAGCCACAGAAAGGCAUCAUGGGAAUGUUUUCAAAUAAAUCGGCUCCUAAGAACCAGGACAGCGGGAAAGACGUGAAGUUGGAGCAGAAAGAGGAAGCACCUGUGGUUGAUGCACCUAAAAGCAAACCCGCCGCAAAGGCCAACCCUGUGAUGAACUUCUUUGGGAGUCAAGCAGCAAAGAAACAAGAGAAAACUGUGAAGCAGGAGGAAGCAGCUCAGUCAUCCUCAGCAGAGCUGCAACGUCAGAGUUCACAGCCUGAAGAAAAACAAUCUGCUGCUGCUGCUGCUGCAGUGGAGCCACCUAAAGACACCAAGAAAGACUCCAGGAGCAAAACUAAGCGGCUUGAGGAUUCUGACAGCGAGGAGGAGAAAAUGGAGAAGAAAAAGAGACGAAGGAUUAAGAAGCCUGAACCAGACAGCAGCGAUGAAGACGUCAUCCCAGAUUCUCCACAGCAGAUGGAAACUAGAGAACCGUCACCGAGUCCUGAGAAGAAGGUCGAGUCUGUUCCACAUUCACAUCAGGGAAACUCUGAGAUGAAGACGAGGAAGAGGAGACGAGUCCUGAAGUCUCGCACCUUUGUCGAUGAUGAAGGAUGCAUCGUGACAGAGAAAGGCUACGAGAGCGAAUCGUACUCUGAAGCAGAAGACGAAGUUCAGGCAACCAAACCAGCUCCAAAAGAUCCUUUCUCUGCAAAACUACACGCAAGUAGCAAACAGGAUGAGAAGAAGAGUCAGAAGAAAACGUCUGCAAAUGCAAAUAAAGGAACUAAACAAGCUUCAAUCAUGGGAUUUUUCCAGAAGAAAUGAUGGACGACAGAGUCGGACGCUUUUAUUGGCACUGAGGAACAACAAGCACUGCUGCAGACUUUCUGUAAUGAUCCUUUGCUUAAAAAAAAACAAAAAAAACAACCUGAAACACAAAUGGGGACUAUCAAGGAAUGGAAAAUCACUUCUCAAAAGGAUUUCAACUACAUAGACAUGUCCACAU